Molecule: messenger RNA, 1215 nt
Organism: Aspergillus niger
Lineage: Eukaryota; Fungi; Ascomycota; Eurotiomycetes; Eurotiales; Aspergillaceae
Exons: 2
Coding region: 1-1215 (404 amino acids)
Source: RefSeq, a predicted model, not a curated record
AUGGCACAGGGUUCAAGUAGACGACUUGAAGAGCUGCCAGUGGAGCUGCUUGAAGCCAUUCUCGCUGCCGCGCCAGACAUUACGACCCUGGAGGCCGCCGCCAUGACCGGACCAUGCCUGUACAACGCUUUCAAAGGAGCAGAACAGUUCAUCGUACGACCAGUCGUGCUGCGCCAGUUUGAUCCUUCCCUGAUUCAUGAUGUCCUAGCGACCCACGCAUCCAACAAAAUUGACCAUCGGUCAACCGAACAAGUCGAAACCUUCAUGGUGCCAUACCUUGCACGCGAUCAACAUUAUUUCGAAGCCUCUAUGGAUUGGAGGCUCUCUGAGGCUCUCUUGAUCGAUAGACUCGAUAAGGCCGUGAAGUAUUUGGUUGAUCGAUUGGCUGCAGAGGCUCUACCAGUACCUUCUACUUCAGCCAGCCAGAACCUCUCCUCAUUUUUACCGCCCUCCAAGACAGAGAGAAACCGGAUUAGCCGAAGUCUGUACCGGUUUCAUGCAAACUGUAACCUACAGCAAGAGUGGGACGCUAUAGCAGCGCGUUCGGCAGGCUUUGCACCAUGGGAAAACGAACAACUAUACUGCAUCUAUGACUUCUUAAUGCGCAUGGUUAAGCAAGAUAUAGCCUUUCAUAACUAUCUCCAGUUUCACCUAUCAUUGGGUCUUACUCAUGUGCGGCGGUUCGCCCUUCAAAAUGAAAAACAGUUGCAACAGAUCGUGCACGUAACACGCGCAACACCACGAAUUGAUCAACUACUCAGUUUUCUCUAUAAUGGGUUACAUCCGGUGUCACGGUGGCCACCCUUGGAACAUGCACUUGGAGACUUCGAUGCCGAGGACGAAAAAAAGUACAUCCCCCAGCCAUGGUACCACAACCCGGACAGCGGGCCAGAAGACAUCUGGCGCUGGGCCCAUCGAGAUGAAGAGGCAGGAGGCUUUGUUGGUAACUUUGAUCAGGCUGUGCUCCGUCAGUGGGCAUAUGUGAUGUGGGAUCGAGGCCGAAUUGACGGAUGGUUUGUUUUUAUCAGACCGUGGGUGUCAACUUCUCGAAGGUAUUUGGAACGUCUAGGACAAGACUCAGAUGAGCUCCUUUCUGAUGGCCUCGAGCCGGAGAUGAGAGAGCGGCUCCUUCUUCGUCACCGUAGAAUCGGCCUGAAAUUAUAUGACCCAGAGACCUGGGCUUGCAGGGUUAGGACGAUUACGGGGUUCUCUUGA